UACCUGUCACUGAUGGGAUCUUAUCGACUUCUGUUGCCUCAAAUCCCUUAACGCCUCCAUGGAGAUCAUCCAGGCCACCCAGGUUUCCUUGCUGCCUCAGGAAGCCCCUACAGCCACCUGGAGCAACAGCUCUGUGCCGCCUUACUCCCAUUUCCUGCUGCUCUCCACUCCCUCUGAACCGGUUCUCAGCUUCACUCCAACUGAUGCCCCUUUCCUCUUUAGCACCUGUCUGAACUGCACCAAACCUGAACCUGGAUCGCUCCCUGGUUUGGCUGGAAUCUUCAUUCCUCUUAUCUAUGGGAUAGUGUGUGUCGUUGGCCUGGUGGGAAACACUCUGGUCAUCCAUGUUAUUGUCAACUACACCAAGAAUGAAUCAGUCACCAACAUCUACAUCCUUAACUUAGCCAUUGCAGACGAGCUCUUCAUGCUGGGUCUGCCCUUCUUGGCGGCGCAGAACGCUCUGCUCUCCUGGCCCUUCGGCUCUCUAAUGUGCCGCGUGGUCAUGACGGUGGACGCCAUCAACCAGUUUACCAGCAUCUUCUGCCUGACGGUGAUGUCAGUGGACCGCUACCUGGCCGUGGUGCACCCCAUCCGCUCCUCUUGGUGGCGGCGUCCCCAUGUGGCUAAGGCCAUCAGUACCACAGUUUGGGCAGGGUCCUUCGUGGUGGUGCUGCCGGUGGUGGUAUUUGCCGAUGUGCUGAAGGACGAUGGGAACUGCAGCAUCGUGUGGCCGGAGCCAGCAGAAGUGUGGAAGACAUCUUUCAUCGUGUACACGUGCACUGUUGGUUUCUUCUGUCCGCUGCUGGUCAUCUGCUUGUGCUACCUGCUGAUAGUCAUCAAGGUGCGAACCGUUGGAAAACGGGCACAGGCCACAUCCUCUCGACGCAGGAAGUCAGAGCGUAAAAUCACCAGGAUGGUAGUUGUCGUGGUGGCCGUGUUUGUCCUCUGCUGGCUACCGUUUUACGCUCUGAACAUCAUCAACCUCCUGGUGGUGCUGCCGGGGGACUUCAGGGGGCUCUACUUUUUUGUUGUCGUGCUGUCAUAUGCGAACAGCUGCGCCAACCCCAUACUGUACGGAUUUCUGUCCGACAACUUCAAGAGAGGCUUCAGGAAGGCCCUGUGCCGCACUUCACGCAGGGUGAAGAGCAACGACAGGGCCGGCACUGAGGCACAGCGGCCCACAGAGGAGUGGGGCGGCAUCGUGCUUCAAAUGCAAAAAAGUGAAGGAGUCACCAAGGCGCAUAGGGAAGACUGUGGUGAAAACGAAGACCAGGAGGAAAUCAACGGAACAGAAGGGGCCGUACAGAUGAGUGAAAUACGCAAAAUGUCAGAAAAUGGAAACCACAGUGGAGUAACGGAUGGCUCAAGGACACAGGCGGUGCAGAGGGGUAAGCCUGAGCCGGAGGACUCUGGUCAAAGUGCCAAGCAACUGAGUGGAAAAGGCCCAGGCCUCGAUCCUGCUGAGGCAGUGUCCUCUCUGCCCGGUCGAAACAGCAGGUCACAACCUGAAGAACUCCUGGAUAAAAACUCUGUGCUUGAAAUCAGCUAUCUGUAACAGACGUGAACCUGUUUCCAGUGGAUUUUGGCACAGGCCAGUUAAAUCAAUUCUCAGAGAUGUGCGCAUUGUUAACGAUGAAAGUCUUUCUGCAACGGUGCGAGAAUGUAAAAAAAAAAAAAAGAAGCAGACAUGAUGUUAACCGUGUUGGAUGGAAACAUGAAAGGUGGGAAGUACGAGCGCAAAUGUGUUAAAUACUUUGCCUUGGAAAAUAGCCAAAGUAUUAUGAAGCUCAGUGUGACGUUAUCUUUGCAAAUAGUCUAAGACAUGAAGAAACAGUGGUAUCAUCAAGACUGACACAUUUUUUUCUUGAUGGUUUUGUCUUAAUUUCUCACUCCUGAUCUUGAGAGUGAGAUUAUUGUACCAACUGUCAUGGUAAUUUAGACUGAGAAAAGCCCAGAUUUUCUACCUAAUCAGCCAUCAGAGAUUGAUGUUGGUGGUCUGGCUUCAGCGACUCUUCUAAGUAAAUGAUCUACUACACGAAAGACCAUCAUUAAUUUAUUUAUUGCUGUUAUGCUGCAGAAAACUGCCACGUUUUUUUUUUUUUUUUUUGUAAGGAUCAGGAACAUCUUGCACUGAAAUGGCUAAUGCGCUGUAUGAAUCAUGUCCCAAUGGGAGACACUGCAACCCAUGGUGAAAUGACAAACGUCAGCUAUGUUAACCUUUUACUUUUACUGCUUCGGCUUUUACUGCAGCCGGCACAGGUGAAUUGUAGGCCACUGUUUACACAAACACAUCUCUCAGUCUGUUGUUUAGCGGUUUUUAUUUUUUGUGCUUUCUUUUUCCUCCUUCAAGGUUAACUUGCUUUAGCUUGUUACAUGAGAUGUGCAAUAGCAACACAUAAAAACACUCUCUAAAUAGGUAUAGAGGAGGUUUCAAGAACAGGUGCAAUGAUUCAACUAUAAAUGCAAGAGGCUGAUUAAUCAGCAUGAUUACUGCACAGGUGUGUCUUGGGUUGGUCACAAUGAAAUGUGCAGUUUUACAUUUAUUAGGUACUGAACUGUGUGACUUGAGCUACAGAUAUGCAUUUUUUUUGAGGGGGGGGGUAUUUUGUGUGCUUCAAAAUAGUCUUAGAUAGUAGAUUUCAGCUAAUGGAAAAAACUAAAACUGUUGCAUUUAUAUUUUUGUUCAGUAUAGCAGUAUAUAUUUAAGUCUGUUUUCUGCAAAACUGUUUAACUUCAUUUUUUUCUAUCAAAUCUAAAACAUGGUAGUGGGAACUGCACACCUCCAUGUAGGAAACGUGUUUAAAUAUGUAUAUUUCAAUCUUAAAUCCUCUUAAAUAUUUAAAUAGACCUUUAGAUGAAGAGAAUGAGACAGAUUUAAAAUCAUUGCAAAGAGUUGGUCUUCUUUUUUGGGGGAUAUUUCAUAGAUUCAAUGAUAUAAAAUAUGAAUCUGUGGCGAAUAACGCAAACAACUUUUUAACUUCUGUCACCUUUAAGACAUUCCUGUCAAGUGUGUCAAGAUAUUUUCUUGAAAAACUUCUGCUUUGUGCUCAUAGUUUAACACUUUGCUGACACAGGCAAUGUAAAGAAACUGGAUUGGUCAUGAUGGUUGAAAUAGUAGGGCUGUGUUUUGUAGUGUGCUGUGAAGUCAGUAUUUUAUGUCUAAUUAAAUCCCAGAUCGACAGGUUAUAUUACAAGGCCAACUUGCCACAUAAUUGUUUUUUUAAUCAGUCUGUUGUGUGUGAUCACAAAACGUUCAGUGUUUGUAUUAAGAUGUUGUGUUAUCAGCAUGUUGUCAAGAGCUUUGGUGAAGCACUAAAGCAAAGAGUGGUGUGGUGAGAGUGGAAUAAAUAAAUGUUUACACAUGAUAUUGUAUGUAAAUAUUUUUGCACCAUAGUAAAACCUGAUGUUGUUGCAAUCAUGUCACUUGAACUACUGCACAUAGUAUGUGCACGUAUGCAGUAUGUAAUAUAUUUAUUACAUGUAUAUAAAUGUGUAACCUUUGUCAUUUUGACCUCUGAACUCUCUGUUGAUCACCAAGAAAGACUAAAACCAAUGAAAAAUAAUCCUUCACUUUAUUUCAAAAUGCUUUUUUUUUUUUUGCUUAAGACAUCAGAGAUCUGACCAACGUUGUUGCUGCUGUUCACUUUAAACACUUCAGUGAAAAGGUUUAAACAAGUCAAAGCUGAAGUACAGUUUGUUCUGCGCUCGGUUGACGGAACAAGAGACCAAGGCUGCCCUCUAGUGGUUGAAGGUAGUAAAGGAAAAGAAGAUCUUCACUAUUGAGUAAAGCAAAAUAGGAAAUACUUUAGAAAAUAUGAGUUUUAUUCAUUUCCAAAAAAACAAAUGUGUUACUUUGUGGUGUUUUGGUCUUGUGCACUUAACAGUAACAACAUUACAGAUUUGGAUGGUAUUGUUUUAGUGCGUUUCUAGCCUUGUUGAAGCACUGGAUGCGUGUUUGAAAGGGAGGAAAUUUCACAUUAUUUCAGAUUCGUUUUUUUUUUUUUACAUGCAUCCUUUAAUUCAU
Molecule: messenger RNA, 4024 nt
Organism: Seriola aureovittata
Lineage: Eukaryota; Metazoa; Chordata; Actinopteri; Carangiformes; Carangidae
Gene: sst3b
Product: somatostatin receptor type 5
Exons: 2
Coding region: 59-1555 (498 amino acids)
Biological process (GO): neuropeptide signaling pathway
Cellular component (GO): neuron projection; membrane
Molecular function (GO): neuropeptide binding; somatostatin receptor activity
Source: RefSeq, a predicted model, not a curated record